AUGAGUUUUGGUGGUGAGGGGCUCUUUGAUGUAUUUUCUGGAGAGUCCGGCGCUUCUGCCGUCGAAGCAAAGACUAAUGGAGAAGGAAAGAGAAAAAUGGACGAUCCAGUCGCAAUAAUCGACGAGAAAAGACUGAAAGAUGAUGACGAGGCGGAAAUGCGUACUCUUCUUGAUUCACUGCCGAAAAUCAAAACGGUCAAACUCGACGUUGCUGGAUGCUCGCACGAAGUAUCCGUUCAUUCUAGCGAAGAAGUGCCUGAAUUACAACCACGAACAGGUCCACCAGCUAGGGAAUACAAAUUUACUCUUGAUCCCUUCCAAGAAAGAUCCGUGCUCUGCCUCGACAAUCAUCAGUCUGUUCUUGUUUCUGCGCAUACAUCUGCUGGAAAAACGGUCGUCGCAGAAUAUGCGAUUUCUUUGGCUCUCCGAGACAAGCAGCGAGUCAUUUACACGACUCCAAUCAAGGCACUCUCCAAUCAAAAAUAUCGAGAUCUUCAAGAGGAAUUCGUCGAUGUCGGUUUAAUGACAGGUGAUGUGACGAUCAAUCCGUCCGCAUCCUGCCUCGUAAUGACAACUGAAAUUCUCCGAUCAAUGCUGUACAAAGGCUCUGAAAUUAUGCGCGAAGUCCAGUGGGUGGUUUUUGACGAAAUUCACUACAUGAGAGACUCUGAGCGAGGCGUUGUUUGGGAGGAGACGAUCAUCUUGCUCCCUGACAACGUUCGAUACGUUUUCCUUUCUGCGACAAUCCCCAAUGCAAAGGAAUUCGCCGAGUGGAUUUGUCAUCUGCAUAAGCAGCCCUGCAAUGCCGUGUAUACGGAGUACCGUCCAACUCCUCUCCAGCACUACAUCUUCCCCUGUGGAGGUGAUGGACUUCAUUUAGUAGUCAACGACAAGAGAGAGUUUAACGAUGCGGAGUUCGACAAUGCAAUGGCUGUAUUGAGGUAA
Oikopleura dioica is the source of this 945-nucleotide messenger RNA. The record is from the annotation of a GenBank genome assembly. NCBI's taxonomy places the organism in Eukaryota, Metazoa, Chordata, Appendicularia, Copelata, Oikopleuridae.